UGCAUCUAUUUUUGACAGUUCCCGGGUGCGCCGGUGCCGUAUUAUUGAUCGUGUUUGACAGUGACAGGUGAGCAACAGGCGAGUGCAGAAUGCACCCGGCCAGCCGCCGAGGUGCUCGCAACCGCAACCGACACGGUAACCACAACCGUACCACAACCGUAACCUACGGUUGUUCGCGUUGGUGAAAAGAAGGCUUGACUUAACCCAGUAUUUUGAUCUAAAUUGAUACAGUUUUCAUCGCUGGGCGAGGAAUUUGACACGAGCGUCGACGGUUUUGUUUACAUACAAAACUUCGUAGUUAGCAAGAUGCUCCAAUCUAUGGGAAGCAUUCCGGAUCCUCACGCGUCUUUGCUGACGCUGUGCAGAUCCGACGUCACCGCCACAGCUACCACAGGGGAGGUGAAACUGGAGGACGGCUGGGACUGUUCCGAUGAUGAUGAUGAUGAUGACGUAGAACGUCUCGUGAUCGACGUGGACGCCAGCGUGUACGAGCCGCAGCGUGACAGACCCUCGCACCUCCAGGAGAUAUUGCAAAAUGGAGUUUAUACAGAGAAUUCAGAGAAAUCAAAAAACAUUAAGAAGGGACCUGUGACAUUGUCAGCCGAGGAAAUACAUAGAUCGUUGGACUUGCGGGCAGACGAGUACAUGAGAAAUAACUUUAUGCAGUACCGAGCGGGGAAUGCGGUUAACUCCAAGUCAAAAGGAGAAUUUCAGGUAAAAAAACGAAAAUCUUCAAGUCAGAAUGUAGAAAAGAAGUCAGAGCGUGGAGAACUUCAAAUGAAAAAACGAAAAACUUCGAUUCAGAAGUUGGAAAAUUCUAAGUCAGAGUUUGGAGCAUUUCAAGUCAACAUGCAGAAAACUCCAAGUCAGAGAGUGGAGAAUUCUAAGGCAGAGAGUAGAGAAUUUCAAGUGAACGCAUCUAAUACUCCUUACCAUAUGCACAACUUUAAGUCAAAACUUGGGGAAUCUGUAACAAUAUGGAAAACUUCAAGUCAGAAGGUGGAGAAUUCUAAGUCAGAGCAUGAAGGAUUUCAAAUGAAUGCAUCAACAACUUCUUACCAAAAUAUGCAAAACUUUAAGUCAGAACUCGGGGAAUCUGUUACAAUAUGGAAAACUUCAAGUCAGAAGGUGGAAAAUUCUAAGUCAGAAUAUGAAGGAUUUCAAAUGAAUGCAUCAAAAACUUCUUACCAAAAUAUGCACAACUUUAAUUCAGAACUUGGGGAAUCUGUAACAAUAUGGAAAACUUCAAGUCAGAAGGUAGAGAAAUUCAAAUCAGACCAUGGGAAAUUUCAAGUGAACGCAUCGGAAACUUCCUGUCAAAAUAUGCAUAACUUUAAGUCAGAACGUGGAGAAUCUGAAACAUGGUCUUCAAGUCAGAAGGUGGAUGCCAUGACAGCAGACGCUAAACUAAGCUGCAAUCAGUGCGAUCGAACCUACACGUUAAAAGGUUUCCUGUCGCGGCACAUGGACCAUUCCACGCAGCACCGCUGCGACGUUUGCAACCGCAACCUCCUAAAAUCCAGCAGCUUGGAGCUACAGAGCAAAAUACACACAGACGAGAAACCCUUCACUUGCGACCUCUGCGAGCGGAAAUUCAAAUACAAGAACAACCUGACCGUUCACAAACGAGCACACGCGGGCUACAAACCGUUCCCUUGUCCCAUAUGCGGCAAACAGUUUACACGGAGCUUCAGCGUGCGAGUGCACAUGCGAAUACACACAGGCGACAAACCGUUCAAAUGCUCGAUAUGCUUGUGCAAGUUUUCAUGCUACCAGUACCUGAAGACGCAUCGCUUGUCUCGACACACUGAUGGUGUGGAUGAUUGCUUGGAAAUGUAUAAGGGAGUGGUCGAGAGAGAGCUGAAGAAAAACAAAAUGGUGCAGACUGACGGAUAGAGAACCACGUUUCAAGAUUACCCGCAUUUUGGAGAAAUUCACUUUUACUUCCACAUGUUCUAGAAACUGUUGGAAAUUGAUGUGUAGAUUGUUUCUGUGGAUUUAAACUUCAUGAGCUUCAACUGAAUGUUUUCAAUAAUAAGG
Molecule: messenger RNA, 2040 nt
Organism: Aricia agestis (brown argus)
Lineage: Eukaryota; Metazoa; Arthropoda; Insecta; Lepidoptera; Lycaenidae
Product: zinc finger protein 284-like
Exons: 5
Coding region: 307-1896 (529 amino acids)
Biological process (GO): regulation of transcription by RNA polymerase II
Molecular function (GO): RNA polymerase II cis-regulatory region sequence-specific DNA binding; DNA-binding transcription factor activity
Source: RefSeq, a predicted model, not a curated record